Alternaria atra is the source of this 1716-nucleotide messenger RNA. RefSeq lists its product as uncharacterized. The transcript has 5 exons. The coding region runs from base 1 to 1716 and encodes 571 amino acids. Gene Ontology annotation, molecular function: hydrolase activity, acting on carbon-nitrogen (but not peptide) bonds. Lineage: Eukaryota; Fungi; Ascomycota; Dothideomycetes; Pleosporales; Pleosporaceae. The record is from RefSeq and is a predicted model, not a curated record.
AUGCCUACUCUCUCCACUUUUCUUUCGGUAUCAUUGCCUGUUAUUCUGGCUGCUCUGAUCUAUCCGCUUGGCUUACCGGCUUUCAUCAGCGAACACGUACCGUCCACGCUACUCCCGAAUUUGUUCGUACCCACACACUGCUACAAGAACAUCAGGACACUAUCGUCGAAACUUCCGCGUGCAGAAUGCUUCACCAUCACUGACGGCAAAUUUUCGAGUGUCUUUGUAGACGAGGCAUCCCAUGAUGUGGUCAAGGAGGCACGUACUGGGUAUGUGUAUCCCGGUCUGUGGGAUGGGCACGGCCACUUGAUUCAAUUUGGAGAGUCUCUGGAUUCCGUGAGUCUUUUUGGUGCCGAAUCGAUGGACGAGGUAAAGAAAAGAUUGGUAGAGUAUAAGGCAGUCCGCCCAGAGAAGGGAUCGGGUGAACAGUGGCUGAGAGGUGUGGGUUGGGAUCAAGCUCAUUUCGAGGGAAGGUGGCCAACCGCAGCAGAUCUUGAGAUAGACGACGGCUUCAAAGAUCUUUUUGUCAUGCUGGAUCGUGUUGAUGUACAUUGCAUUUGGGUAUCCGAGAAGGUGCUCGAACUUCUCCCGUCGUUCAGCGUACCUCCCGGAGGCGAUGUUCCAGCUAAGGGUGUCUUCUGCGACAAUGCAAUGGAUAUCGUACUGGAGUACUACCCGAAGCCCAGCAAAGCGCGCAAAACUGAGUUUAUCAAGACCGCAAUGUCUGACUUGAACAAGUACGGUAUUGUUGGGAUCCAUGACGCCGGCGUAGUGCCAGGAGAUUUGGAGCUCUAUGAGGAGCUUGCGAACGAUCCGGACUGGACCGUCAGAGUUAACGCCAUGAUUGAGUGCAAUGUGCGGAACACAUUUUGUCCCGAAACGGUCAAGAAGGUUUCAACCCCGAAUGGAAAAUUCCAUGUGAGAAGCGUCAAGCUAUUCGGAGAUGGAGCUUUGGGUUCUUGGGGCUCAGCUAUGAUCGAGCCGUACAGCGAUUUGCCGGAGUCCUCCGGCUCGUUACUCGUCAACGCUACCAUGCUAUCACGUGUGACACAUGAUUGGGCUGUAAAGGCAGGUUAUCAAGUGAAUAUCCAUGCUAUUGGAGACCUUGCUAAUAGGCUUGCGGUUGACGCGUUUGAAGCAGCCCUCAAAAGCUUAUGCCCCCACACUAAACCCCGCGACUGUCAAGCUAAACAUCGUUUCCGCAUCGAACACGCCCAAAUAAUCCAUCCAGAUGACCAGCGUCGGAUGCUAGAGCUUGGCAUCAUUGCGUCAAUACAGCCCACGCACGCGACCUCGGAUAUGGGAUAUGCGGAGAGUAGGCUCGGCCAACAACGGACAAAAGAUGAGGCUUACAGAAUGCGGUCGCUGUUACCAGUUCGUCCAGUCCUCGGAAGCGACUUUCCAGUCGAGCCUGCGAGCAUCUUCGAAGGAAUGUACGCGGCGAUUACACGACGCAGUCCACAUACAGGCCUGGAUCCCAGCGGUGGCAAGACUGGCUGGUACCCUGAGGAAAGCCUCACUUUCGAACAAGCCCUGGAGGGUUUCACGGUGAAUGCUGCGUACGGUGCGUUCCUAGAAGGCAAAGCUGGUGUCAUCGAAGCAGGGGCGUAUGCGGACUGGAUUGUUCUUGACGAGCAACUAGAAUCUAUGGAUCCGGAGUCAUUACGGAAGGUAACAGUAAAGGAGACAUGGGUGGGCGGCAAGCGAGUCUAUUGA